Polyodon spathula (Mississippi paddlefish) is the source of this 7965-nucleotide messenger RNA. RefSeq names its product FYVE, RhoGEF and PH domain-containing protein 5-like. NCBI's taxonomy places the organism in Eukaryota, Metazoa, Chordata, Actinopteri, Acipenseriformes, Polyodontidae. Gene Ontology annotation, molecular function: metal ion binding; guanyl-nucleotide exchange factor activity. The record is from RefSeq and is a predicted model, not a curated record. The transcript has 21 exons. Bases 290 to 5020 code for a protein of 1576 amino acids. Gene Ontology annotation, cellular component: cytoplasm.
AGGAGGGGAAUGCGCGCUUCAUCCAGCUAGACUUCAGAACACAUUAAGCAGCAUCUCGACAAAAGGGGACGCGAACUGAAUAACGUUUACAAAACAAUUUUGAAAGAAAAAAUAAUAAUAAUAAUAAAAGAACUGGGAAAGAUGAGCGAUACGCAGCUUUUGUGUCUUUCCUUGUUGCUGGGGAUUUCUAAUAAUGUGUUUUAAUGUAUAUCUAGUGUGUAGCAUCACUUUUAAAGGACUGUGAUGAUCUGAACACAUUCUCAUUGACUAUUUGGGUGCGUCUCCCAAAAUGAAUACAACAGCAGAUGAUAAGAAGCCACCUCUAGCUCCGAAACCAAAGAUUCUUGAUCAGCUAACAUCUAAGCUGCCUUCAUCCCUGAUGUCAAGACCUUUGUCUGCUUCCCGGGGUCCAAAGCCUCCGAUUGCUCCCAAACCAAAGCUGAUUCAGGAUUCUGAAGAUAAAUGUUGCUUGUAUACAAACAAUAACCUGAACAGGUGCACAAAUGGAAAGUUACUGUUUUCUGAAGAAGAGUUUAAUGAGGAAAAUACAUGCAGCACCCGUUCUGAGUCUGAGGGCUUCCAAAUCAUGGACGAUGGGUACAUUAUGCUUCCUGACAAUGAGACUCUUACCAAUGAAAGGGAUGACAGUGAUAAUGAAGAGAGACAGUUGUUUGAGCUCUCUUGUGAUGCUGAGGUGCUCAACUCUACUGAUAGCAUUGAUAGAAAUGGAGAGGUAGAAUUGGAAGAGGCUCUUGAACCUGAUCAGACUGAAGACAAUGUAUCAUUAGAAACUUAUGAAACUGGUGAUACAGAAUCAAGUAAUACAGUAGAGGCUUGUACUGAACUUGUAGAAAGUGUUGAAGCCUUGAAUGAUGACAGAACAUCAGACAGUGAGCACAGAGAGGGAGCUGAAGCUGUGGACUCAGGAGCUGGUGCACAGGAUAAUGAUACAGGUGGGGAAUCAGCUCAAGAUCUGGGAGAGGUUGCAGAGGAUGUGAUUACCAAUGAUGACGAAAACCAAAAAGACCAGAUCUUAGAUGAUGACACAUCAUGUGGAAUUAGUGAAGAGAACAACCCUAAUCAAUCUCCAUCACUUAUUGAAGGAUCUGAUGAUUUAAAUGAACAAACUGAUCCUGAGAAAGGGGAUCAGGAAAAUCUUGAGGACCUUUCAUUAAACCAGGAGUGUGAGGAUCAAGUUGUUGAACUGUGUGAAAAUAUGGUACCUGAGGAACAAGAAACUCAGGAUUACCUUGUUUUUUCUUCAAAUGCUCAGCAGUUGCAGCUUGCAAAACAAAUAGUUCCUUGUUCUCUGAUUCUUGAUGCAAAUUUAUUGGAUGAGACUGUUACUGUAGAACCUGAUCUUUCACUUUCUGUGGGAGAUGAUGUGGCCACCAUAAAUAUGGACAAUGAAACCAAUAUGUUGGAGGAAUUCACAGAAAAUGAAACUAAUGAUAUUAUGAACUUGGAAAAAUCUGAAAAUAUUGAGUCUUUUGAAGAGGAGCAAAACGUACCUACCUUAGAAGAUGACAUUGUAGAAGAUGACUCAGCUCCAGAGGAGACUCAUGCAUAUAUUGAUAUAGAAAAGCCUUCUCAUGAAUGUGAAGGUCUUGACCAAGAAUUAGUGUAUGAAAAAAAGGAUGAUGAGAUAUUUCCCAGUGACACAGAGGAAAAUGUAUAUAGCUUAGCGGGAGCAGAUGAUUUAUCUGAUGAAAGUGCUAAAUCUGUGGACACUAGUACAGUGGAAAAUAUUAACAAUAUAAAUACUUUUGAAGAUGAGGCUCUAAGCAAACUUGAAGAAUUGGUUGUGGAACCAGAAGAGACAGAAACUGUGUGCACUGAUGUUAAUGAUUACACAAUCUGCAAUCAGGACCAUUAUGGCCUUCAAGCAGAAUUAUGCACCAUUACAUUGCCAGAAGACUUAUCAGUAGAUUAUCUUUUUAACAGACCAGCACUGCUAGAUGACUCAGAACUUUUUAGUGAUGAUAAUGAAGGUCUUAUAGUGCCCUAUAUGGAAGACAUAGAACAGGAAAAAUCAGAGGAUACCAUCAGUGAGGAGCAUGUGUAUGAAGAGGCUGGACUAGACACAGAUGGUGAAAAUCUAAACUUUGUUGCUGUCGAUAGAAAAACUAUUGUAACAAGAACAAGGUCUUAUUCUGGCAAAGUGCCUGGUUAUGUGCCUGAGACGGUUCCAGAGGAAUCUGAUUUACAAAACACCAAUGAAUACUGCACAGUGGCAUUGGACAAAAGCAAUCAACAUCUUGGUGAAAGUGAACAGCUUGACAUAAACAGAACAAUGCUAUCUAAGUCGAGGCGUUUUAUUUUAUACCCUAGGUCAUACUCGGUUGAAGGUCGUGAUAUGCCAAUGUCUGUUUAUAGAGAAAAUGAUGGAGUGGAGAACUGUGGAAUUAAGAGGAACGAUGAUAACCUUUUCCUGCCUUGUGUUAUCGGGUCCUCUGGCAGUUUCUCCCAGAGAAGCUACCUUUCCUCCAGCGGGAUGUCAACUCCAUCCUCAGUAGUUGAUAUUCCACCUCCUUUUGAACUAGCUUGCAUAACCAAGAAGCCGGUCACUAAAAGCUCACCAUCACUCCUAAUGGAGAAUGAGUCUUCAGACAAACCAAAAAAGAAAAAGUUGUCGUUCAAGCGUUUCUUAACACUUCGGUUCAAGAAGAAGACAGAAAAUAAAGUCCAUGUAGAUGUUAAUGUUUCUUCGUCUAGGUCUUCUUCUGAGUCCAGUCAUCAAGGACCUUUAAGACUGCUGGAAUUGGACAGGAGAAGUCUUAGCAGCUCACCACAAAUGAAGUCCCGGUCAGGAAAAGCACGGGCAUCAGACUCACCAUCUACUUUUCUGUUUUACAAGGAUGGCAAGAGAAAAGGGACCCACAAAACAUUCAGUAGGAGUGUGUCUAGAGUGGAGUCCUUUGAGGAUCGGUCGAGACCUCCUUUUAUGGCCCUUCCUUUGACAAAGCCAAGAUCUAUUUCUUUCCCGAAUGCUGAUACUUCAGAUUAUGAGAACAUUCCAGCCAUGAACUCUGACUACGAAAAUAUUCAGAUUCCACUCAGGAGACCGUCCAGAACAGGCACCUUUACAGAGUUCUUUGAGGAUCCAUGUAGAGCCCUGUCUUCUGCCAAUGAGAAUGAUGGCUAUGUAGACAUGAGCAGCUUUAACGCUUUUGAAAGCAAUCCUCAAACGCCCGACCAGGAAACAGAAAGUGCCUAUACAGAACCCUACAGAGUGUGUCCCGUGUCGCUGGUUCCAGUGGUGGAUGUUACAUCUGAUGAAGAUGAAGGGAAGAGUUCAGGGGAGGAGGAUUCCCUGGUGGAACACAACAAGACUGAUGGGCAAUCAAGAGCUUUUUAUAUAGCAAAGGAACUGGUGGACUCUGAGAAAGUGUAUGUGGAGAGCCUGAAGCUACUACACGUGGACUUCAGAGAAGCCAUCCAGAAAGCGAAUUGUGAACAAAGUGAACCUGUGGUGGAAGAAGAGAACUUAACUGCAAUUCUGUGUGAGCUGCCACAAGUCUAUGAGCUGCACCAGGACAUUCUCAAGGAGUUGGAGGAGAGAAUCAAUGACUGGGAGGCGCAUACAAGGAUUGCUGAUGUUAUUCUGUCAAGAAGACCACAGUUCAACGUCUUUAACACAUACCUCACAGAAUUUGAUAGGAACAUUGCCUUGCUUGACGAGUGCUGUCAGAAAUCCCAGAUAUUCGCUUCAGCUGUACAACAAUUUGAGCAAAGUCCUGCCUGUGCCAACGUGAGUGUGAAACAUCAGCUGCUCAAAGUUGUUCUCCGGGUCCUUCAGUAUCGCAUGCUUCUUACAGAUUAUCUGAACAACCUGUCCCCAGACUCGUCAGAGUAUGAAGACACUCAAGCUGCCUUGGUAAUUGUCUCUGAAGUUGCAGAUCGAGCCAAUGACAGCAUGAGACAAGGGGAGAACCUCCUCCGUCUGGUUCACAUCGAGUACAGUGUUAGGGGCCAGAGAGACCUGCUCCAGCCAGGAAGGGUGUUUGUGAAGGAAGGAACAUUAAUGAAGGUAUCCAGGAAAAACAGACACCCUCGGCAUCUGUUCUUGAUGAAUGAUGUUUUGCUGUAUACCUACCCACAGCAGGAUGGCAAAUACAGGCUAAAGAACACACUGUCCUUGUCAGGCAUGAAGAUCAGUAAACCCAUUAUUGACAAAGUCCAGAAUGCACUGAAGAUCGAGGGGGCUGACUACUCCAUUAUUCUUUCUGCAAGCUCUUGCAGUGAAAGAGAGGACUGGUACCAUGUUCUCAGCAGAGCUGUUGCAGAUCAUUCAAGAGGCCGAGCCAGUCCAAGCAGCGUUGAGGCCCGAGAGAAGCUGUGGAUGUGCCUGGGUGAAAAACCCCCCACGCUGGUGCCUGUUUCCCAUGUGAUGAUGUGCAUGAACUGUGCCUCUGAUUUCAGCCUCACCCUGCGUCGUCAUCACUGCCAUGCCUGUGGAAAGAUUGUGUGCCGGAGCUGUUCCAGGAAUAAGUGUCCACUCAAAUACCUCAAGGACAGGCUUGCCAAAGUAUGUGACCAGUGCUACACGGAGCUGAAGAAAAGAGGGGUGGAGUGCCCAACACCAGGCGAUAACUUACUGUCCAGAUCCUCAGGACGGCCCUUAUCAGCUGUGUUCCAGAGCAUCCACCCCACAGCACUGUGGAAGCAGAGGAAAAACCCCUCUGCACUGACACAGGUUGCAGCCUCUGCAGAGGGAUCCUCAAUGAAUGGCCCCCUUCGACGCUGUAAGAGGAACAAGAGGCACUGGAAAAAUCUGUGGUUUGUCAUCAAAGACAAAGUGCUGUACACUUAUACAACCAGUGAGGACAAAGUUGCUACUGAAAGCUUACCUCUCCUGGGGUUUACAGUGAAGCUGUCAGGAAAAGUGGAGGGAGGUAUGGAGGCAAGCUUGGUGUUUCAGCUCUACCACAAGAAAACUCUCUAUUAUACCUUUCAAGCGGAGAACACAUACACAGCACAGAGAUGGGUUGAAGCCAUAGAAGAAGCUACUGUGUUAUAGCACUAGCUAUCUGAGUGGUCUUGAUUCACAGAGUUCUACAUCUUCUUCAACACACAUUCCAGAAACUGAUGACGCAAACUCACACACUGCAGUCUGUAACAAAGCAUGCACCCAAACAAUGAAUGUAAAGACAAAAAAAAAAAAAAAAAAAACUUGCCUUCAAUCUGCUGACUUAAUGCCAGACAUCUUCUGAUGGACAUUGCGCACACUUGCACAACAAGUUCAAUGCUUUCCGGAUGAGGUAACUUUUUUUUUGUUUUAUAACUUUAGUGAACUCCAAGAGAGACAAAGAGAUGGCACUGAAAAUGAAUGUCUUUUAUCUUCUGAGCAUGUACAGCACAGGCAGCUGUAGUGCUGGCAUGUCUAUGCUGCAAAGACAAUGUGCCAAUGUGCCACGUGCCAAACCUUGCAACAGUAAAGUCGUCCUCAAGAAGGCUGGGGUCUCCACAGUGUCCAGUUUCUGGCAUCUUUAAAAGGCUUGCUAUGGUUUUCUGGUUCUCUUGUUAUGUAACCUGUCCACCUACAGCUGUAAUCCAGGACUACAUCAGAUUGAAAUCCAUUUGCAUACCAUAACUAAUCCAAUGUACAACCCAGCAAAUAUUAGUCACCUGAACGCACAGAAGGCUGAUAAAUGUAGACACUCCCGUUCACAACCCCGCAUAUUACAUUUUCUCCACUCAUUGGCACACCUUAGUUACUGCUUCAAUUAAAAACAAAAUCAAAAGUACAUUUAAAGCAUGGUAAAUCAUCACAUGUCCCUGCUUUUUGUUAAGACAGUCAGAUCUGAACCAUGGUAAAUGUUGUUCCAUAGGCGUCUACUUCAUGGUGCUCCCCAAAAAGAAACGUUUGGGGACAGAUGGCCCAGGUCACUUUAAUCCUAUGGUUUUGUAAUGUAUACAGUGAUCAAUUAUUUUAUCCAGCUGAUAUUUUUUCUAGUUAAUAGGCAAUAACUCUCCUUCUACUUCUAAUGCGCCACUCUGUUCUCUGCUAAAGACUCUCUUUGUAAUGGUCUUUAGAGCACAGGAUAUUUCUAUGACCCAUGCUGAGCUAAAACUGUUUAGAAAUAUGUUUCCAGAGUGUAAUGAAAAAUGGAAGCAAUAGAAUUGGCCACCAAAAACAAUAUGAAAGAUAUGUGGGUGAGAACAUGAUUUAAUUGCGAGCAUCCUUUUUUAUUCUGCCUUUAACCAGUCACUAAAUAGACAAAACGUGUGGGUCUGCUUAUUUACGGUGCCCCUCUCAUUCACAUCUGUGUAUUAAGAGAAAGCUUAGUAGUUUUUUUGCUACUGCUUUUGUAGGAGUACACAUACAGUAGAUAUGAAGAACAUAUGAAAAAUUUGAACAUUUGACCCAUUAAUAGUCAUCCGUUUCCUAGUAACUGAUAUAUCCCAAACUUUCAUCUAGUCGUUUAUCAAAGGAUCCCAGUGAUUUAGCAGCACUUUCAUUAAGGUGUAUUUAAACCUAAUAUAAAUGUAUAGAUGAAUUGUAAACUGAAAUGAAAAUGUGUUGUUUUGUUUUUUUUAAUACAAACAUUAAGGGGUUAUUUGGUACAAUAGUUGAGAGCCCUAACUAGAAAUCAUCUGCUUGCGAACACAGACGGAUUGUCUAAGUGCCUCAGCUACUGUACAAUGUUGGUCCACGGAAAUGUUUGGGCUCCAUGCUUAAAUAAGCAUGUACAAUGUCUGCCUUUUAUUUAAACACGUAACCACAUUAAGCUUAAACAAUGGUGCCUUGUUCUAGUAUAAUUGAAAUCUGAAUCCGUCACACCUUUAUUCUUACAUUUCUGAUUGAAUGCGAAUGAAGCAAAUUUAAUCUGGAUGUAUUUAUUUUUUACAUUCAGAUCAAAUCCCCUGGCAGCAUAGGCUCCACUUGUUCAUAAUUUUUCAUAUGUUCUUAUGUUGAUCAGCAAUAUCCAAUCAAGGAUCUGAGAAUUAAUGGUGAGUUUUUGCUUCAGAUUCUUCAGAUGUGCUUCUAAAGACCUACUGUAUUAACAAGGCUUGUUCUGCAUACCACAUUAUUUGUACUCCAUCAAGCUUCAUUCUAAAACCACCAGCUUCAAUGUGACAAUGCAUAAGGCUAUAGAAUAGUCCCCUGCACAGAAUGUUUGAAUGGUUCUGUAUUUUAUUGCACAGAAUGGUAUUAUAGUGAAUUAUUUUAUGUAUGUGAGGAAACUGUUAAUAAUGAAUUCAUAAAGCAGAACAGCCAGGCUAUCUGGUUAUGAAGCGGCUUCUGUACUCUGUCUGCAAGUGACCGAGGAUCUAGAUUGAUAAUCUUGGAAUGUUGGAUUUAUGUGAAAAUGAAAACAGUUUCCUAAGCACAAAGAAAGAGUCAUGAAACUGGAGAAAUUGAACGAUGAAAACACUUAGAGCAGAUGUGGCAUUGCUCAUAUGGAACAGGGCCAAGGCGUUGCAGGGGGACAGGUUAGUGGUUACACUCGGGUGUACCUUAUAUAGAGAAGACAUAACAUUGGGAGUCGAAAGGAGUGCUUUAAAAAUGUUACGCAGCCACUGAAAUGGAAAGUGAUGCAAACAUCAUCUAAACAACAAACAGAAUACAUUGGUUAAGAUCAUUUAAAUAAAAAAUUGCAAAUACUAUAUUUGGUCGAUUUAAAAUGUAUUACUUUAAAUGACAAUUUUAGCAUCUUGGCAUCUCGGCAACCGAUAGAUAAGAGAUCGUUGAGGAAUAAGAUUUAUUUAUGUAUUUCUAAACAGCAAUGCAACAAAAACAUUCAUCUUUUACUUUCAUUGUAAAAUCAAAACCUGCUUUUCAAUGAAGUGCUCAUUAAGUCAUUGGGCAUUUUGCUUAUUGUCUGUCUUAUGCCCAAUGCUGUAUUUUUUUAAAGGUUGUCACAGAUGUUAUGCUUUCCGGGAAAUGUUACCCAUUGCUGUGUAAUAUGUUGUUCCCCUUGAAAAUUCCCAUUUCUGAAAGAAUAGUUUAAAUCUACAUAU